This is a messenger RNA of Wyeomyia smithii (pitcher-plant mosquito), 1009 nucleotides long. RefSeq names its product transmembrane inner ear expressed protein. Lineage: Eukaryota; Metazoa; Arthropoda; Insecta; Diptera; Culicidae. Bases 336 to 689 code for a protein of 117 amino acids. The record is from RefSeq and is a predicted model, not a curated record. The transcript has 2 exons.
GAUACCACUCCCGCUCGGGUGGUAGGUAAACCUAUAUAGCGUGUCCUUUGUGUUUCCAUUUCUUCAUUUCGCUAGAGGUAUGGAAUUUCACUCUUCCGUACAGGGUCGAAUGAGUCUCGGCAGUAGAUAUUAAUGAGCAGCUUCUGCGAUACCAGUACAGCUCUGUACUGAAACAGUCGCCUGGCGCAUGAAAUAUGAUCUGUUCUGCAUACAGCAGCAUUAUAAAGCUAACGGCGGAUGAUCCCGCAGUGACGAUAAGGAUCUCCAAUCAACCACACUUGCUCUUCCUCGCGUUAUAACUGUAUUACGUCAAUUUUGUAAGGUAACCGAACACGAUGAACCAGGAUGCCGAAGCCAUCUUGGAGCAGGAAACCAAUUUGGGACUGCGAGUGUGGCAGCUGCUAUUUCUUUGCCUCGGUGCGGUACUGGGUGUAAUCAUAAUGUUUUGCUGCUGUAUCCGUUUCCGGAUUCCACGCACUAAGCAAGAAAUCGAAGCAGACUACCGUCGAAAGAAAUUGACCCGAAAGUUUCGCGAACGUUUGGAUUGUUUGAACAACACUGAGAUCGAUGACAUGGAUUUGAUGAAAGCUCUGGAAAGAGUGCGUGAGGAAUUUUUGGUUGAAAUGCAGAGGACGAAGCGCAAAGACGUCGAUGGAAAGGCCGAUAACAAUUCGAUCAAUGGAGUAUGAAAAUUUGAAAAUGUUGGCUUCAAAGUCAUCUUGCAGUAUCCAACGUUAUUGUAAAGUUGCAUUUUAAACAUAAAGAGUGGCACCCGGUGAACAUUACUUAAUUAAUAAAUGAUUGAUUGUGUGUUGUUUGUUGAAUAAAUUGUUUCAUGAGUCACAACCGGUUUAGAGAAACUGAUUUUAGAUAUUAGAUUUAUGAAUGUAAAUUGUAGAAGGCCAGAUUAUUUGAGCUAGUAGUUUCAAAAAACCUAAAUUCGAAACUUUUUGGGUGAAAUGUCAUCGUUAGAGGAUUUUAACCCAGUUUCGAUUAUAUUUUACACGUU